Pseudonaja textilis is the source of this 1507-nucleotide messenger RNA. The record is from RefSeq and is a predicted model, not a curated record. Lineage: Eukaryota; Metazoa; Chordata; Lepidosauria; Squamata; Elapidae.
AGUUCCAUCCUGGUGACACACCAGAGGAUUCACACAGGAGAGAAGCCCUUUGAAUGUCCUGACUGCGGGAAAAGUUUCAGUGCAAAUUCCAUCCUGGUGACACACCAGAGGAUUCACACAGGAGAGAAGCCCUUUGAAUGUCCUGAUUGUGGGAAAAGUUUCCGUCAGAGUUCCAGCCUGGUGACACACCAGAGGAUUCACACAGGAGAGAAGCCCUUUGAAUGUCCUGACUGCGGGAAAAGUUUCAGUGAAAAUUCCAGCCUGGUGACACACCAGAAGAUUCACACAGGAGAGAAGCCCUUUGAAUGUCCUGACUGCGGGAAAAGUUUCAGUAGAAAUUCCGGCCUGGUGAUACACCAGAGGACACACACAGGAGAGAAGCCCUUUGAAUGUCCUGACUGCGGGAAAAGUUUCAGUAGAAAUUCCGGCCUGGUGAUACACCAGAGGACACACACAGGAGAGAAGCCCUUUGAAUGUCCUGACUGUGGGAAAAGUUUCAGUGCGAAUUCCAACCUGAUGAUACACCAGAGGAUUCACACAGGAGAGAAGCCCUUUGAAUGUCCUGACUGCAGGAAAAGUUUCAGUGAUAAUUCCAGCCUGAUGGCACACGAGAGGAUUCGCCCAGGAGAGAAGCCCUUUGAAUGUCCUGUAUGUGGGAAAUGUUUCAGUAGAAAUUCCGGCCUGGUGACACACCAGAGGAUUUACACAGGAGAGAAGCCCUUUCAAUGUCCUGACUGCGGGAAAAGUUUCAGUACAAAUUCCAGCCUAGUGACCCACCAGAGGAUUCACACAGGAGAGAAGCCCUUUGAAUGUCCUGAUUGUGGGAAAAGUUUCCGUCAGAGUUCCAGCCUGGUGACACACCAGAGGAUUCACACAGGAGAGAAGCCCUUUGAAUGUCCUGACUGCGGGAAAAGUUUCAGUACAAAUUCCAGCCUGGUGACACACCAGAGGACACACACAGGAGAGAAGCCCUUUGAAUGUCCUGACUGUGGGAAAAGUUUCAGUGAGAAUUCCAACCUGGUGAUACACCAGAGUAUUCACACAGGAGAGAAGCCCUUUGAAUGUCCUGACUGCGGGAAAAAUUUCAGUGAUAAUUCCAGCCUGGUGGGACACCAGAGGAUUCACACGGGAGAGAAGCCCUUUCAAUGUCCUGACUGCGGGAAAAGUUUCAGUACAAAUUCCCACCUGGUGACACAUCAGAGGAUUCACACAGGAGAGAAGCCCUUUGAAUGUCCUGAUUGUGCAAAACGUUUCCAUCAGAGUUCCAACCUGGUGACACACCAGAGGAUUCACACAGGAGAGAAGCCCUUUGAAUGUCCUGAUUGUGGGAAAAGUUUCCGUCAGAGUUCCAGCCUAGUGACACACCAGAGGAUUCACACAGGAGAGAAGCCCUUUGAAUGUCCUGACUGCAGGAAAAGUUUCAGUGAUAAUUCCAGCCUGAUGGCACACGAGAGGAUUCGCCCAGGAGUGAAGCCCUUUGAAUGUCCUGUAUGUGGGAAAUGUUUCA